AUGAUGGAUCAAAUGAUCGCGGGCGUCAUGGCCAAUGAUGAGGUUGCUCGUCGAGCCGGUCUUGACGAUGUAGCACCGCCGGCCAUAUCCUUACAGGAUGUGGCUGACUUCUACACCUGUGGUCCGGUGAACGAAAGGAAGACUCUCGCACUGAGUCUCUCCAAAAUCGUGUGCUCGAGUGGUAAAGGAAGCACGCUCCAAACUCACUCGGCCGAGCUUUCGGAAGCUUGA
Molecule: messenger RNA, 231 nt
Organism: Perkinsus marinus ATCC 50983
Lineage: Eukaryota; Perkinsozoa; Perkinsida; Perkinsidae
Exons: 1
Coding region: 1-231 (76 amino acids)
Source: RefSeq, a predicted model, not a curated record